AUGAAACUCUCGACCGUGUUCACUCCCGCUCUUGUCGCUGUCGCGUGCCUGUUCCAGUCAACGGCUGCUGAGGGCCAAUCCAGUAUCCACGUUCGAGUUCACGUUGAGGAGUCCCCGCAUGGAAUCUGCUACAAGGAGUGUGAAGCUGGCUCGUACUGUCAGAACGGUACGGACACGUGCAUAAAACCCACUGGCACGCAGUGCUUUCACCCGGACAAAGGUGUGAUCGUGGACCAGGGGUGCGAUCAUGGCUUCGUGUGCAAGGAAGGCAAGUGCGUUUACAAGUAA
Molecule: messenger RNA, 288 nt
Organism: Peronospora matthiolae
Lineage: Eukaryota; Oomycota; Peronosporomycetes; Peronosporales; Peronosporaceae
Source: the annotation of a GenBank genome assembly